Messenger RNA from Branchiostoma floridae (Florida lancelet), 6378 nucleotides. RefSeq names its product electrogenic sodium bicarbonate cotransporter 1-like. The record is from RefSeq and is a predicted model, not a curated record. Gene Ontology annotation, biological process: regulation of intracellular pH; transmembrane transport; monoatomic anion transport. Gene Ontology annotation, molecular function: monoatomic anion transmembrane transporter activity; solute:inorganic anion antiporter activity; sodium:bicarbonate symporter activity. Lineage: Eukaryota; Metazoa; Chordata; Leptocardii; Amphioxiformes; Branchiostomatidae. Gene Ontology annotation, cellular component: plasma membrane.
ACAACUAAAACCUCGGCUGUGUUCGUGUAUGACAAAUUUGACAUCUCGUGUGCAUUAUCAAAAUCUGAGCACAUUGGAACAAAAUCUGAAGAACAUAAACAUUUAAAACUCCGCGGUUUUUCCCUUUAGCUCCACCCAUCUCGCUCCCACCAAUCAGGAGGUUAAAAGUAGGGCGACGCCAAGGAAAGUUGGGCUGUCAGGUCAAAAGAAGGACGUUUGCUUCUGUGAGUUUCCAGCUGCGUAGAACCGGCCUGCGGUCCGAUGUCGGCGUACAAAACUCCCGAUCAGGCCGCUGUAGUAAGUUUAUCACAGUGAAUGGGAGACCUGCACUGCCACUCUGCAACUGCCAGUCUCUGCUUUCUCUACCACAGCUCCAGCCUUUACAGGUGUUCUGAGAAGGUGUGAAGCAUGGACCUGUCCUCUGGUUACGAUGACCAGCCUGUGAUAGACACCCGAGCUGCCAGCGCGGCCAGACUGGCCGAUCAAGCUCACACUGACUUUGACCGUCACAAGAACGUCUACGUUGGUGUACAUGUUCCACUGAAGCACAGACACCAGAAGAAACGUAGCAGCAAAAAUGGCCACCAUCGGUCCGAGAAGAGAGACAGGAAGAACGAGAAGGACAACGUUCCUACACCUCCAGUUACCCCUCCCGGACAGCGUGUACAGUUCAUCCUGGGAGCAGACGAUGAGGCAGAGAAGAAGGAAGCUCCCACCAUCUUUACUGAGAUGGAGGAGCUGCACAUGGGAGAUGACAUGGAGAUGGAGUGGAAGGAAUGUGCCAGAUGGGUGAAGUUUGAGGAGGAUGUAGAGGAGGGAGGAGACAGAUGGAGCAAGCCCCACGUGGCGACCCUGUCUCUCCACAGUCUGUUUGAACUAAGAAGCUGCAUCCUGACAGGCACCGUGCUUCUGGACAUGGAUGCCAACCACCUCACAGACAUCGCUAAUCUAGUUCUGGACAACAUGGUGCAUAAGGGCCAGCUACAGGAAGUAGACCGAGAGAAGGUUCUCAACGCUCUGCUGAGUCGGCAUCACCACCAGACGCGGCGCAGCAAGGCCGCCAUGUUCCCCAUGGCUCCCUCCCUCGCUUCGCUCAGACGGAACUUCUCCAACCCCAACAAGCUCAGCGAACAGGGGUCGGAAAAACUCCACACCUCUCAUUCUGCUCACCACCUUACUCCGUGUCCUCCGUCUCCUCUCCUUAUGGGAGAAUCUCCGGGUGGCAAUUCUUUCCCGCGGAUUGCCUCCAGUGCGUCCAUGCGUUACGAGAACUCUUUCAGCACGACGCCUGAGGAACCUGGUGGCACAUCCACGCCUCCCAGGAUCAACAGCACUGCCAGCUUUGCAAAGGAUCACCUACACGUACCCCGAAGGGGCUCAUUAAUGCCCGGUUUUGGUGAACGCAGGGGAUCGGUGCCGAGUAAACACUUCAUGAGAAAGAUCCCCGAAGGCUCGGAGGCGUCGAACGUUCUGGUGGGAGAGGUGGACUUCCUGAAGCACCCGAUCAUCGCCUUCGUGCGGCUUUCCCACGGGCUGCUGCUUGGUGACCUGACGGAGGUCCCCAUCCCCACACGCUUCCUGUUCUUCAUGCUGGGGCCGCAGGGCAACCAGAAACAGUACCACGAAGUCGGGAGAGCCAUCGCAACGCUCAUGUCGGAUGAGGUGUUCCACAAUGUUGCAUACAAGGCCAAGAACCGACAAGACUUGCUGGCUGGCAUUGAUGAAUUUCUAGACCAGGUAACAGUGCUACCACCAGGGGAGUGGGAUCCUAACAUCCGGAUCGAGCCCCCGUCCAACAUUCCAUCCCAGGAGGGGAGAAAGUACGCUGGUGGCCAGGACAAUGGGGACGGGGACAAGGAGGAGGAGUAUGAUAGUAAAGAGGAACUCAAGAGAACUGGAAGAUUCUUUGGAGGUCUUAUCGAUGAUGUCAAGAGAAAAGCUCCCCACUACCUGAGCGACUUCAAGGAUGGCCUGAAUCUGCAGUGCCUGUCCUCCGUCCUCUUCUUGUACUUCGCCUGUAUCACUCCUGUCAUCACGUUUGGGGGGCUCCUGGGAGACGCAACAGACAACUACCAGGCUGCACUAGAAAACAUCUUCUCAGCAGCCAUCUGUGGCACCACAUAUCACCUUCUGGCUGGGCAGCCCCUCACCAUCAUCGGGUCCACAGGACCCAUCCUAGUCUACGAGACACUCAUGUACAACUUCUGCAAGGGCAAUGGUUUAGAGUACCUGCCGUUCAGAGUUUGGGUUGGGUUGUGGACGUCGUUCAUCCUCCUUGUCAUGGUUGCUACGGACGCCAGCGCACUGGUCAAGUACUUCACCAGAUUUGUGGAGGAGAGUUUUGCUGCUCUGAUCGCCUUAAUCUUCAUUGUAGAAGCAUUCAAGAAGCUCUACCACAUCACAGACCACUACAUGGUGAAAAAAUGGUGGCUGGAGUCUAGCUGCAUCUGUGUACCUCCAAUAGAGAAGAACCUGACAACACCAACGUCAAUAAUGGACAUCUUUUUGAAUGACACAAAUAUGACGUUCCCCACGCCAGCUUCUAUGCCUCUUGGCUACAGCCUGGCCACGAGUUCUCCCUUGAAUGUAACAGACACUACUCCAUUUAACGAUUACGAGGUCUUCCCGACGAGCGAAUCGGAUGGCAUCCCCUGGGCAAACCUGAGCCAACAUGACUGCUUGAUUGUCCACCAUGGCCGCUGGGUGGGAGAGAACUGUGACUAUGCACCUGACGUGUUCCUCAUGUCUGUUCUGCUGAUGUUCGGCACCUUCUUCCUGGCCUCCAUCCUCAAGUCCAUGAAGACGGAAAGAUUCUUCCCAACAAUGGUUCGUGGGGUGAUCUGUGACUUCGCAGUCUUCAUCUCAGUUCUGGUGUUUGUUGGAGUCGAUGCAGUGUUUGGAGUCGACACUCCAAAGCUGCUGGUACCAAUAGAGUUUAAGUUCUGGGACCGCCUGCUGCUGGUCCUGAUGCCACCCAAACACCAGCCUGACUACGUCUACCUGCGCCACGUCCCCCUGAAGAGAGUCCACCUCUUCACCUUCAUCCAGCUCAUGUGUCUGGUCAUCCUGUGGGUCAUCAAGUCCACCGACGCUUCGCUCGUCUUUCCCAUCAUGGUGUUGGCCCUGGUGUUUGUGAGGAAGCUGAUGGACUACCUCUUCAUCCAGGAUGAUCUGGAAUAUCUGGAUGACAAGAUGCCUGAAAUCAUCAAGAGAAAGAAGGCCGACAAAGAAAUGGUGGAAGAAGAGUACAGAGAAAGGUCCAGAACUCUGGAGGGAGCAGACUUCCUGGAGGUUGUGGACCAAACCAAGGACGAGAUCGGGGGGAACAUCACCAUCCCCGUGGAGGCCAUCCAGUACAACCCCAAGAGCAAGACUCUGAACAUAUCAGAAGAGGUCGCCAAGACUGCCAUCUGGAAAACACUCGCCGGAGACACUUCUCAGAAAAGGAAAAAAUCCCGUCGUUCGAAGAAGUCUCGCCCUGACGACUUGACCCUCAAGGAUGGACCCAACAACGUGCCGGACAGGAAGUCAGCCACCAAGAACGGCGAGUUGUCGCCCUUGAUCGAAGAGGCAGGUGGCAUCGUCAUAAACAUCCCGCCUCCGUGGCAGGACAACGAUUGCAAGAAGCGAUCGAAAGACGUGGAGGAGGGAAAGUCUCCACUGAUCAAAGUGCAAGCCCCCUCCCCCGCGGACAGUCCUGAUCUAGAGACAACCGUGUAGCAAGAAGUGUCAGCAACAACUACAUGUACUAUGCUACCUUCUGAAGACCUUUGACGGACUCAGAAGUCACCUUUAGUAACUGUAAUUAACGGCUUUCUAUGCUAGCUACCACUGAAAUGUGCCAACUCUGUCUGCUGUACCUGUAGGGUUUGUUGAUAGUGCUUCUCCUAUGUGUACUGUAUGCGGAAUUAGUUUAAGUAGGUAUAGAGUGUGUUUGUAACAUGUUGGAAAGUUUCCUGUUUUAGUCUGUUUGAAAUCAUUGGGCACCACAACAUUUUCACUCCCAAUGAGAUGAAGAUAAAUCUUCAUAGUCUCAAAGCUGCCCUUUUGUUGAAAAAUUAAAUUUUGGUUUUAUCAAAUCGAUUUUAUUUUUUUCUGCAGCACUUAAGGUUAGGGACAAUAAAAGCAUCUUUUUUUGACAGUCCAACAAAAUCUAGGACUAAAUUCAUGCUCUCUAUGCUCUGCAAAAGGUUGCUAAGCAAUGGCUUGUACAGAUUUGAGCAAUCAAGAAAUAUCCACUUGAAAACUACAGAUGCAAGGGAACUUACUACAAUUAGACUAAAGCAGAAGAAUAUCAACAAAGAGAUUUUAGGUUCUCUAUUUUUAGAAAAAGAAUAACCUUAGGAAGUUAGCAAGGAUCAAAUAUCAUCACCUUUACCUUGAAGGUACCUUGUAUAAAAUCAUAUUUUCUGUCAAUCUACAUUAGAUUGUUGUACAUGUAUAUGGAACAGGGAGGAUUUCUGAUUUGUAAUUUUUCAACUCAUGACAGGCGGUGAUGCCACUGGAAAGAUAGGAAAGUUGAAGAUUACAUCUCUUUUUUGUUUGCCCUUUAGUUCAGUAUGUAAACUCUUGAAAAGAUAAACAUAAUUCUUAUCCUGCCCUCUGCGCUCUUUACAUAUCAUAUUUGACGAAUGUAAUUCUUAAAAGUAUAACAAUGGGUUUUCACAUUGAAUGAAUGGUGCUAAUCUGCUUAAAUCUGGCUAGAUUAUGGAAAGAUGAAGCUUUUUCUAUAAUUCUUCUUAAAAGGGAAGCAAGACAUCGGAAAAAUUGUGAAUAUUUCUGCUUGCAAGUUGCCUGCUAACUCAUUCCCGAAGAAAAGUUGAACGGCUUUCAAAAACUUUUUGUUUUAUGUAACGUUAUGGAUUUGUGGCACUGACAUGAAAUCUUUUCUCCAAAAUUUUGACACACUUUCUAAUAAAACUAUUAGGUACUUCAUUAAGUAAUAUAGUUACUUUAGUAAUAUUCAUUGUAUUCAAGUGAGUCUAACUUCCUACUUCUUUAACCUUCUAUCAGCUAAGAACGUGUCGACUCAGUAUAUUGACAAAGAUGCAACAUGAGUCGGCAUGAAAAGGGUUAAUGUCAGGCUAUGGCAAUGUUUGUCACUUGCUUGGCUUUUAACAAUUUAGGUUUCAAUCGAUGGACUUGAGUAAAUAUGUAAGUAAUUGUACACAGAUUGAUCAUGAACUUGCACAGCUGUUUGUUGUGAACUUGUUUAGUAUGUAAUGCUGCUGCUAAAUCUGUAGAUGUAUAUAUUAUCAAGAGCAAUCUCGAGUAUUGUAAACUAAGUAUAUCAAAACUGUCAAUAUGAGUAUACACCACUCGGAGAUAUGUGUUGAGCGGGUAAUCAGCAUGCUUUUCUGUCGUAUUUGGUCAAAGUGUUCAAUGUACACACAAAUAAAGUGUUCAUAAUAUAUUGUAAUGUCAUCGACCAAUCCACACGAUACCUCGCACAUUUCGUAAUCAAAUCGCUGUUGCAAGUAGAAUUGGGUAUGUUUCUAUUUAAUAAGAGAAAUUAUUGUAAAUUUUGUUGCUGUUGAAAGAUUUCUUGUGUUGUCUGGGGAGUGGUGGGAUGAAGACUGAUAAAUGCUUGAGCAGCAGCAGGCUAUUUUUAGUGUUAUAAGUCCUGCAUAAAGAGAUUUAAAAUCAAACUUUUUCACAUUCUUGAUUCGUCACUUUGCGUAUGUGUUUUAGUGGACUUUUAUGGUCAUUCUUGAUCAUGACAUUUCUCAACUCAAAUAGACAGAUUCUAUUUUAGUAACCCUCUGAUUUUCAGUUGAGCAAAGCACCAUGUUUCCAAAAUAGCUGUCAUGUCACACAAUAUUAUCAACAACCUUUGAUAUAGGUUACAACUUGAAAAUAGUUAAUGACAUCUUUUUAACAACAUUACCGUCAAAAUCAUGCUUACAUAUAGUUUUUUAGGAAGUGCCUUUAGUACAAGAUAGAAAUGGCUGAUAGGGACAGGUCUGUACAGUAGAUAGCAAUAAAGCUUUAUUUCUUUAAUGGCGUAGCUUACGACAAAACAGAUUAUAUUUUUCCCAUUUCCUCUUCCAAAUUUUAAAAGACAAAGGUAUAGCUUCCAGUAUAUGCUGCAGUGGUAUAUGGAGACGUACUAUUGGCACAAUUUGAAGUGAUUGCAAACAGUACUAACAAGGUUUCAAGUAGAAACAACAUGACAAUGUGAAAUGAUAUGACUGACUCCAGUGUUUGAUGCCCUCCUCUAUCAGAAAUAAACUGUGGCAUGAUUUUUAGGAUUUCAAUGUGGCCACUUGUUAAUUGUAAGUGAUGAUUAUUGGGUGUGUACCAAUCAUGUAUUGUAGAACUCUUCAAUGGUAUGUUGUCAAGGACCCUCAGAACCAAUAAACAUGUCAAAAUACUUCA